Messenger RNA from Engraulis encrasicolus (European anchovy), 3370 nucleotides. RefSeq names its product nucleophosmin 1b (gene npm1b). The record is from RefSeq and is a predicted model, not a curated record. Bases 24 to 923 code for a protein of 299 amino acids. Gene Ontology annotation, molecular function: RNA binding; histone binding; chromatin binding. The transcript is spliced from 11 exons. Gene Ontology annotation, biological process: ribosomal small subunit biogenesis; ribosomal large subunit biogenesis; ribosomal large subunit export from nucleus. NCBI's taxonomy places the organism in Eukaryota, Metazoa, Chordata, Actinopteri, Clupeiformes, Engraulidae. Gene Ontology annotation, cellular component: nucleolus; ribonucleoprotein complex; nucleoplasm.
UCAAGAGCGAUAGUGGCGCAAAAAUGGCCGAAGAUAGUAUUCCUAACCUUAGCCGACCCCAGAUGUAUUUGUUUGGGUGCUCACUCAAGGCAGACAAGAAAGAAUACAAAGUGGAAGUGGAUGAUGAUGACGCGGAACACCAGCUGUCACUCAAAGCCGUGUGUUUGGGUGCGGAUGCAGAGGACAAAUUCCACACGGUCGAGAUCGAGGGGAUGACGUAUGAAGGGAAGUCCACUAAGUUUCCCCUGGUGGUGCUCAAACCCUCUGUGCUGCCAUCGGUGAGUUUGGGGGGAUUUGAGGUCACGCCUCCCGUGUGCUUCCGGCUCCAGUCAGGAAGUGGACCCGUCUACAUCAGCGGCCAGCAUUUUGUCAGUGUGAAGGACUCAGAUGAUGAAGAAGAGGAGCACAACACGUCACCGGUGAAGAGACCCUCGCACAUUUCUGCACGAAACGCUCCUCUAAAGAAAAAGCUGAAAAUGGAUUCUGACGUGGAUGACAGUGAAGAUGACGAGGAUGACAGUGAUGAUGACGAAGAUGACGAUGAGGAUGAUGAAGAUGUGAAGCCAGCCAAGACAAGUACACUAAAAUCACCCAAAAAGAGUAAGGUCCCCCAGGAGAAGAGGCCAAAGAGCUCGCUCAAACAGAACGGGCCUGCGGGGAAAGCCCACGCCUCCAAGGCAUCGGCGGGAGGCGGUAAAGAUAAGGCGAGUCCCGGCCCCUCAUCCUCGUCCUCAUCCGCCAAGGGCCUCAGCAUGAGCGAGGUCAAGAGCAAGCUCACGGCCGCUGUCAAGGAGGGCAAGCCCCUCCCAAAAUCGGAGCAGAAGUUUGAGAAUUUUGCCAAAAGUGCUUUCAAGAUCUCAGAUAAGCAGGUGGUGAAAGACCUCUGGAAGUUCAUGCAGACGUUGAGACCGGAUAAAAAAUAAUUAUGCCGUGUGGCGCUGUUGCCCUGUCAUUUACUGUAACUGUGCCCCCCACCCCCCACCCACUCCUUUAGUCCUUUUGUCCCUCGCCUCUCCUCGCCUCGCCUCGCCUCUGAAGACCUGGACGGAGAAAUGUUGUGUCCUCAGCCUGCGCUGGGCGAUGCGUGUACACACUUACACAAACACAACAUAUAAACACACACACACACAUACACACAUGCAGACACUCAUAGAUAAAUACACACAAGUGGCAUAAAGCACACUCUCAUCAUCCCUAACUGUCAUACACACACACACACACACACACACACACACACACACACACACACACACACACACACACACACACACACACACACACACACACACACACACACACACACACACACACACACAUGCGUUGUUUCCGCUGCAAGACCUUGGUAGUCCCAUGUUGCCCACUGCGUGUGAGUUGGCAAUGGAGAGGACUUCAUGGACAUAUGUAAAGCAUUGAAAACGUCCGUCCUGAGAUUAUCAUUGCUAUGUGGACCUCCUCUCCAGCCAGCCUCCAAGGAUGCCCGUCCCCAUCCCCCCUGAAUCUUCCUUACUGCACAAAAAGAACAUAUGAUGGGAUUUUUAUGAAUGAUACAGAUGCUAUCGCUACAGUGCUGAAACUGUACAAGUUUAAAAGCUAUUGUAAUUUGGGGGAAUGUUCAAUUAGUGAAAACAGGCUUGAUAUUACAUGUCAUGUCAACUCUUUGUUUUGUUUUGUUAUGUACUUGGUUUGCUUAGGUUCGGUCGUGUGCGAUGUCAUUUCCCAGCCUUCUAGUGUCAUUUUAACAUGCAUCUUUGGCAACAUACUUCAUACCACAGGCAACGACUUACUGUAUUUGGCACAGGGCCUUGCACUCACCUCACUCACAGAGGAGCAGAAAAUGAAUUACCAUAUUGACACUGAUGGUGACAUUACUUUGAAUUUUUGACUGAUAUGAUUUAUGUUUUUCUACCCAGCGUGUGUGCUAAAUCUAUGUCCCUUUGAUUACAAUCCUUUAAUCGGUUCGGUUAACAUUGAGCCUCGUUUGGGAGAAAGACAGAUCAGCUGUGAGUGUAAACAGAGCCCAAGAGACCACACACGUUUCCACACACGUUUAACUCCUUAGCGUAUAGACUCUCUUAUAACCUUAUUGUCACCAACAUGGUUAUGACCAAGUCUUCAUCUGUUAAUUAAGGCUCUGCUAUUGUCAUAUGUUGUCAUGCAAUGUUGAAUGAUAAUAGUAAUGCAAUGUUGUCAUGAUAUAGUUGAGUGUUUGCUGCGAGUUGUUCUCAAGAGUCAAUAGGCCCGUAGACGGACCUGUCUUCUACAGUAAGAGGCUACGUGGGCAGCUGAUUAGGUAGCGUUAUGUACUUGUAGAUUGUUUUAAAUUUUACAUUUUAAAUGAGUAUUCCUGUAAUGUUUUAAACAUUUUAGUUCAAACUUUGUCCUUUGGCAUUUGCAGAUGUUUUAAGCUCCUCUGAGUCUGUGCAUUAGUCAGCAUAUCAGCGAAUGGACGGCAUGCACAUCUCUCUCUCUCUCUCUCUCUCUCUCUCUCUCUCUCUCUCUCUCUCUCUCUCUCUCUCUCUCUCUCUCUCCCUCUCUCAUCUCUCUCUCUCAUCUCUCUCUGUCCUGGCUCUUCAUACCUUGCGCAUACCUGGGGAGCGUUUUUUUGGCAGCAAUGGCAGCUUAGUGUGCAAUGAGGGCUAGCUGUGUGAGGUCCAGGCACACUGUAUUGUAUGUACUGUAUGUAGAAUCCAAGGGUUCCAUCUCCCAGGGAAACGCAAAACAUUCCUUCUGCCCCUCGGAGGAUUCUGCUUUUUUGUAACACCAAAGGUUUCCGUCGACGAGCCCUAUAGCUCGAUUCCGUCUGACUUCACUUCCAGGAGAACAUUCCCCCAUCCCAUCCCCUCCAGGCUCAUCUUCUCACCCCAGCAGAGCUGCCUGAGAGGCAGAUGAGAGGGGAUGCACAACAAGCAUGCAGCUGUGGCGGCUGACGAUGUUAGCUGGAGACCCCCUUAAUGCUUCCACCAGAGAAUGGCACGUGGCCACGAAGUGCUGACAUCGGGAAAGACCCCAAACAUAACUCACAUCGCAUCGCAAGGAGCCGUGCUGAAACGGAGUUGAGGGUGCAGACUUGUGCUGGGGGUGGGGGGGAUGUGGGGGAUGAGCUGAGGGGAUUUUAUUGGGAAGGGGGGUGGGGUUGAGGGGGGGUUCUUUAGUUUUGGCCAUGUAUAGGUUUAAUGUGAACGCUUGUGUUAAUUCUUUGAAGUUGUGUGUUCUGUUUAAGCUUGGAAUAUGUUAUCAUCUUCUUCAUGACUUGGUUUGGUUCUCCAGCAUUGUGUUUGUCAUGUUCAUAAUUGUUAUAGGUUUGUGUUCUUACCAUUUCCUGUGAGCGACAAAAAUAUGAAUUUGUUCUGGUAAAGGGACAUUGAUGAUA